AAUGGCACCCAUAGUGCAGGCCCUCACCUCUCUGAGACUCCCCCUCACUUAUCUCAGUAAUGAUAGUCAAUUAGUAAUCUGUGACACCUCAGAAGUGAAGAUUGGAUGAUGGUUGCUGUGGUUAUGUGGUUGCUGGUAAUGGUGAUCACAGGGCCCCCAGAGAAGCAUUCCAUUCUUCCCUGGUCCAAUAGCCAGAAGUGAGGUCAAAGAUCCCCUAAGAGCCUAACUGGAAGUCCCAGAACUAGACUCUCUGUGCUGGAGUUCUGUUGUUUUGGCCUACAGACCUCCAGCGCAGAGUGUCUACACUACACUACAGCAUAUGCUUUAUCCUGGGCUACUAUACCUGGCUGUGCAGGAGCUGAGGAUGAAACAUCCUUCUAAGCAUGCAGCCACAUAUAGCCUCAUGUCAUUAAAAAUGGCUAUGCAUGUCAGUGCUGACACACAAUAGGAGAGAGAACCUUCCCUGCAGCCUCUCUCAAGCAGCCUCAGCAUCUCCUCUCACAUCCCUCCCUGAAGCUGGUCCCUUCCUUCCUCCCUGCUCUGCCUUUUCCUGGGGGCUGCUCAGAGGAAGCUCCUCAGGGUUCACUAAGGGAAAGGCCUGGAAGGGCUCCUGGGAAGGGGCUGGCCUGACCCCUCUGAAGCUCUUCCUAUAGUCUGCACUGGCUGGCAGGGCCAGGAGAGGAUCCUUAGCAAGAUCUUCCUGAGUAUCCCAUGAGAAACGACACAUGAAAUGUUUGUACCUGAAUCCAAAGAGCCCCCAAAUAGCAGCUGCCAUUAUUAUACCCUCAAAACCCUGCCUCAGGGGUUCAGGGAGACCUGCAGAAAUGGGAUGUAAAUCUGUUCCUAUCCAAGAGGGGUGACGUUAUUCCUGUUGUUUGCCUGGAAGAGAGGACAAUUCAGAGCAUCUUCCCUAAGGGAAGCUGGUCCUCAGUGGCUUCUGAGAAAUAGGGGACAAGGAGUGAAGAAUUUUCUCAGCUAGUUUAGGGAAGGUGGAUUACAGUGAUCUGUGCUUCAACAUUACAAUAAUACCAAUUUCCAGAACUGGCAUGGAUCCUUUCAGAGAGUAAAGAAUUCUCAAUGCUGCGUCACCCAUUGCCUAGAGAUUCCCGAUUUCUGUGCAUUUCAGGAUAAACAUUCAGUAUAUUUCAGCUAGUUUGUCUGGUCAGUCCACCUGAAACACUGAUUCUUCAACCUUGCUUAGAACCCAGCUGCUCCUGCCCAAUGUCCUUGGGUGUUCUGCCCUUCUUAGAGCUGCCAGGAGCUGAGGUUGGCAAGAACAGCCAGCAGAGUCAUUGUGCCCUUGGGUUUUAAUCACUGUGCUGGACCCAAAGACAGCAGGUAAUCAGAAGCUUGUGGAGCCUGUUUGGAGCUUGACAUCCAUUUAAAUGGGUUGUUCUUGUUAUUGGUCCCUCAUUUUUUAAAAGAACCAAUGACAUCAAGGGGUGAUGUCUUAACUUGCUUGUGAAUUGGAUUCAAGUGAGACAGAGUUAUCUGAAGUCAUCAGCCUCACUCUCUUGGCAUCCUCUAUGUCUGACCAAGUUCUAAGCCCUCCAAAGAGCCUGCUUAAGCCAGCUUCACAUUCCUUGGAACAAAUGGUUCUCAUCCACCCAUUCCACCAGGGGAGUCUUCCCAUGCCUGGGAAAGAAGCUCCCUAAAUCACUGUAAGGUUUUUCCUUACACUGUCCAUUACUGUCAAACUAAUUGAGCCCAUCAGCCAAGGCAGGUUGACCAGGGGCUGCUGUUGGCCCUCCUACAGCUUCUUGGAGCCACAGGUCAGAGUUACCUGACAGGUAGACACCCAAGUAGGAAUGUAACCCUGAAAGAGGCUCGGCAAGCCCUCAUAUAAAGAGGUGCUCGUCCUCCCUGAACACCCCAUUUCAAUUGAAACUAAAAGAAUCACAGAGAGUCCCAGAGUCCCCAUUACACAGCUAGGUUGCAUUCAGGGCCAUCAUCAGGGAUCAAAGCAGACCAGAUCAUGCCUUCAGGACAGACUCUGAAUGAAGACCCCUCCCCUUGAGUAAAGUCCAAGGAGAGACUUGAAUUCAGGACUUAUUGACUACAGGUCCAACAGCCAUUUUGAUGACCCAGACUACAGCCUGCCCAUCUGUCAUCCCUGGGGAAACAGCCACCAAGAGCUGCAGAACCAAUCAGGACAUUAGGAAGUGUUGAGCCUGGUACCAGGAGCCACCGGGGCAACCUCCCAAGCCCCAGAUCGAGGACGCUUCCAGGCUGCGGUCUGGGGUCCCCCCGCUCCGGUGGCCCUGGGUCUGGGACAGACAACACUGUCACCAUCAGCAAGAUGGAGCCAGAAGUCCUUGGACAUGACGACUGUCAGCAAGAGGAUCGGUUCCCUCCCGCAGUGCUGCUGCUGCAGCCUUGAAUAAAAGCCUCCCCCGAGGCUGGAGCCCUUCAGCUCAGAGAAGCAACGGCUUUCUUCUUUGUGAUCCCAAGGUCAGAGCAGUCCCCGAACCCGGGGGAGCGCUGGGGGUCCUCCAGCCUUCCUCUGCAGGUCAGGCAUCCCAGCCUGCCCCGUGGUAGGGAGGCGGGGAGAGCCAAAAGAGGACGCGGAUCCCUCCGCUCUCGCCCCUGGCUGACAGGCUCACAGCCCACCUUUCCGGUCCUCCACUCAAGCUGGUCCCCUCCUCACUCCUGGCUCUCACCUUCCUCAGCUCUUUCCUGUGCUGGCUGCUCAGAUGGAGUCCAGCAGGGACCUCCUCAUGAGGGGAAGGAUCUGAAGGACUCCUUGGAAGGAAAUGAUCUGACAACUCCCAGCCCUCUUCCACAGGCUUGCACUGACAGGAAGGGCGGGGCCACGGGCCACAGGGUCGGGGCAGGGUCGGGGCGGGCCCAUAGUGAGUGGAAGAAUGAGGAGGGGCGAGGAAGAGGCGGGGCUCAUCUGGAGGCUCUGAAGGGAGGAGCUGAAGGAAGGGAGACCGGGAAGGUCAGACCCAAUGGGCAGGGCGGGGCCUCUGGGAAGCAGGAAGUGACGAUCGCCCUGAGCCCCACCUCCUCCUCCACUUCCAAAGAUCUUCCUACAGUCUUUUAAGUUUCUGCCAUCCGCACCUCAAGUCUCGGGGUUGGCUGUGGCCUCCAACUUCCUCUUCGGGAUCUUUUUUCCUGCUAAAAUGUCCUUUUUGGAGGGGGUGUCCAGGGGACCAGUACUGGGUGCAGUUUUACCGCGCCUUGUAAGGACCCAGUAGUCCUGCCUCCCAGCCUCUGGGCCCCAGACUCCCAAGCUUCCCCCCCCCCCCACCUUGGGCAGCGUCUUUGGGCAGCGUCUGCUUCAGUCACCCCAAUCACGAACUAUUCUGGUGUAGGGGUUAAAAUUAGGAACUUGACAAAGAUAGGAGAGCAGUUUAACAAAGUUUUGUUUUAAUGGAGAAAAAAUAGGAAAGAAGGAAAGACAGGAGAGAGAUUCAAGGAUCUAUCUUAGAGCUGCCUAAAACCUACCCCAAACUUCUUAUAUCAACCUAUAAACUACCUAAAAACAGUCCUUUGAGAGAGUCUCACUAAUAGCUCUUCAGCCUCACUAGGCAGGCUGGACCUACAACUCUUGGUCUCUCUAUUCUCACUCACUCACUAAACAUGGGACAGCUGCCCACCCUCGCACUCUCCUUCCCUGGGAUUCUCCAGCAGCCAAACUGUCCCCAGCCAGAGCCAGCAGCAGCACCUUCUCUCAGGAAAGGUUAAAGGUAGAGCCCUGCCCCUCCCCACUCCAAAAGGUUAAAGGUAGAGCCCUGCCCCUCCCCACUCUGUGAAGUUUAAAUUUCACUCUCCCCCUGAUUAUAAUAAUGAAAUUAAUUAACUCUCCCCUGAGUAUAAAGAUUAAAUUGUAACCCCUGCCCAUUUUCAUUUAUUUAUUUUAAUAACCUUUACUUUACAUCUUGGAAUCAAUACUGUGUAUUGGCUCCAAGGCAGAAGAGUGGUUAAGGGCUAGGCAAUGGGGGUCAAGUGACUUGCCCAGGGUCACACAGCUAGGAAGUGGCUGAGGCCAGAUUUGAACCUAGGACUUCCCAUCUCUGGGCCUGGUUCUCCAUCCACUGAGCCACCCAACUGCCCCCACCCCUGCCCUUUUUUAGAUUCAAUCACCAAAAGUAUAAACACCCAGCUUAAUAGUUGAGUAGGGAGAUCUGCCUAUUUUUAGAUUUAAUCACCAAAGGUGUAAACACCCCAUUUCACACAUUAAGUGGGAGGCCUGUCACCCACAUGUGAAAUAGUAGGUGACGAAUCAAAAUCAACUGACUGCCCCUGGACAGACCUAAAAGCCAUAGUGUCAACUGUGAUUGGUACAUGUAAAAAUUAGGGGAAGUGCCACAAAAGAAAGUGCCUUUAAAGGGAGUGACAACUGACUGAGUGGAGUUCAACUUGGAACUUUCACUUGGAGUGGAACCUCCUGUGAGAGAGAGAGUUCUACUGGGAGUUCUACUAAGAGUUAUACUUGGAGUGGAGGCUGAUAAAGAAUCUGCCAACUGGACUGAUAUGUGGGAGCCUGGAGUGCCAGGGAUGGCCUUGGAGAGGGACAGACUGCCAGGCCAGGAGGAGGUGACAUUCAAGGAUGUGGCUGUGGACUUCACCCGGGAGGAGUGGUGCCUCUUGUCCCCUCCCCAGAAGGAGCUGUUCAAAGAGGUGAUGCUGGAGAAUAUCAGGAACCUGCUCUCUGUGGGUGUUCCAGCUCCCCCACAAGACGUGCUCUCUUUUUUGGAGCAGAGGGAAGCCCCAUGGAUGCUGGAUCAAGAAGUCCUGAGGAGCUACUACCCAGGAGAGAUAAGACCUGAAAUGAAAGUGAAUAUAACACUUCCUAUGGAAGAAAUGGACUUACAAAGGUUUAUGAGUGAUGGUCCCGAUAACUUUGUUUUUAGAGAAUUCUCUGUUGUACAUCAAAAUUCAUCUCAUAUAAAACAUCAAAGAAUACACACUUGGGAAAAAUCUCAUGAAAGCAGUCAGUGUAAUAAGACUUUUAUGCAUAGGGCCAGUCUUCCUGGAUAUCAGAGCAUCCACACUGGUGAGAAUCCUUUUGAAUGCAAGCAAUGUGGAAAGACAUACAGUCAGAGAUCCCAUCUUAAUGUACAUCAGAGAGUCCACAUUGGAGAGAAACCUUAUGAAUGCAAUGAGUGUGGAAAGACAUUCAGACGGAAGUUUGAUCAUGCUGUACAUCAGCGAGUCCACACUGUGGAGAAAAGUUAUGAAUGUAAGCAGUGUGGAAAGACUUUCAGAUGGGGCUUCGAACUUGCUGUACAUCAUAGAGUCCACACUGGGGAGAAACCUUAUGAAUGCAAUCAGUGUGGAAAGAGUUUCAGACAGAGCUUCAAACUUACUGUACAUCAGAGAGUCCAUACUGGGGAGAAACCUUAUGAAUGCAAACAGUGUGGAAAAACAUUCACAAAUAACUCCAGUCUUGCUGUACAUCAGAGAGUCCACACUGGGGAGAAACCUUAUGAAUGCAAGCAGUGUGGAAAGAAAUUCACAAAUAACUCCAGUCUUACUGUACAUCGGAGAGUCCACACUGGGGACAAACCUUAUGAAUGCAAGCAGUGUGGAAAGACAUUCAUAAAUAACUCUGGUCUUACUGUACAUCAGAGAGUCCACACUGGAGAGAAACCUUAUGAAUGUAAUCAGUGUGGAAAGACAUUCACAAAUAACUCUAAUCUUGCUGUUCAUCAAAGAGUUCACACUGGGGAGAAACCUUAUGAAUGUAAGCAUUGUGGAAAGACUUUCAGACGGAGCUUCAAACUUAUUGUACAUAAUAGAGUCCAUACUGGGGAGAAACCUUAUGAAUGCAAGCAGUGUGGAAAAGCAUUCACGAAUAACUCUAAUCUUGUUGUACAUCAGAGAGUCCACACUGGGGAAAAACCUUAUGAAUGCAAGCAGUGUGGAAAGACAUUCACAAAUAACUCCAGUCUUACUAUACAUCAGAGAGUCCACUCUGGGGAGAAACCUUAUGAAUGCAAUCAGUGUGGAAAGACAUUCACAAAUAACUCUAGUCUUGCCGUACAUCAAAGAGUCCACACUGAGGAGAAACCUUAUGAAUGCAAGCAGUGUGGAAAGACUUUCAGACAGAGUUUUAAACUUACUGUACAUCAGAGAGUCCAUACUGGGGAGAAACCUUAUGAAUGCAAGCAGUGUGGAAAGACAUUCACAAAUAACUCCAGUCUUACUGUACAUCAGAGAGUUCACACUGGGGAGAAACCUUAUGAAUGUAAACAGUGUGGAAAGAUAUUUACAAAUAACUCUAGUCUUACUCUUCACCAGAGAGUCCACACUGGGGAGAAACCUUAUGAAUGCAAUCAGUGUGGAAAGACAUUCACAUAUAACUCCAGUCUUGUUGUACAUCAGAGAGUCCACACUGGGGAGAAACCUUAUGAAUGCAAUCAGUGUGGAAAGACAUUUACAAAUAAGUCCAGUCUUGUUGUACAUCAGAGAGUCCACAUUGAGGAGAAACCUUAUGAAUGCAAUCAGUGUGGAAAGACUUUCAGACAGAGCUUCAAACUUACUGUACAUCAGAGGGUCCACACUGGGGAACAGCCUUAUGAAUGCAAGCAAUGUGGAAAGGCAUUCAGUCAGAGAUCCCAUCUUUCUCAUCAUCAGAGAAUUCACACUGGGGGAAAACCUUAAGAAUACAAGUGUUAUAAGGAAAUGAGAAGAAGGGGAUGCUGCAAAAGAAGCAGGAAAGUUUCCAAAUUCUGGAGAUGUGACAGGACUGUUUUUCUUCUAUAAGUUAAACUAGAGGUUGAGUUUGUCUAGUUUCCCAAGGUGAACCUGGUGAACUAGGUGUUCUUUCUCCCAUGGCUUUCCUUGUGAUCCAUCUUACCAUCUACCUAUUUCUGUGUAUCUUGUUGAUGCUGACUGAGAGGUAUUCCUACAUAGCUGCUUGAUACACCUAAAGCCAUUUGUCAAUGAGACCUUCCCUUUGAGCCCUCUUCCUGCUUACCUUCCAGCCUUACUACCUCUAUCACCAUCUAAGAGGGGAUUUCGAUUAGUGAAGUGUAUUUUAUCAUAGGAACUUGAACUCUUAGGUAGAGGUAACUGACAGUGCAGAUACCAUCUCUCUGAAGCUACCAACUAGAUUUGGUGGGAGUUUUAUUUAUAUUCUUUAGAUAGAUAAUCCCGAUUCCCGUCCUUUCCUUCCCUUAUCUUAAAUAAACCCUGUUCAAAACCA
This is a messenger RNA of Monodelphis domestica (gray short-tailed opossum), 7156 nucleotides long. The record is from RefSeq and is a predicted model, not a curated record. NCBI's taxonomy places the organism in Eukaryota, Metazoa, Chordata, Mammalia, Didelphimorphia, Didelphidae.